Rhopilema esculentum is the source of this 699-nucleotide messenger RNA. The record is from RefSeq and is a predicted model, not a curated record. NCBI's taxonomy places the organism in Eukaryota, Metazoa, Cnidaria, Scyphozoa, Rhizostomeae, Rhizostomatidae.
AUGGGAGUUGCAGCGGAAGGCGGAAGAGGGAGAGGGGAAAAGGAAGGGAGGAAAGAAGGAGGGAGAAAGAAGGAGGGAGAAAGAAGGAGGGAGAAAGAAGGAGGGAGAAAGAAGGAGGGAGAAAGAAGGAGGGAGAAAGAAGGAGGGAGAAAGAAGGAGGGAGAAAGAAGGAGGGAGAAAGAAGGAGGGAGAAAGAAGGAGGGAGAAAGAAGGAGGGAGAAAGAAGGAGGGAGAAAGAAGGAGGUAGAAAGAAGGAGGGAGAAAGAAGGAGGGAGAAAGAAGGAGGGAGAAAGAAGGAGGGAGAAAGAAGGAGGGAGAAAGAAGGAGGGAGAAAGAAGGAGGGAGAAAGAAGGAGGGAGAAAGAAGGAGGGAGAAAGAAGGAGGGAAAAAGAAGGAGGGAGAAAGAAGGAGGGAGAAAGAAGGAGGGAGAAAGAAGGAGGGAGACAGAAGGAGGGAGACAGAAGGAGGGAUAAAAUAGGUAGUAAGAGGGAAGGAGAAAGAAGGAGGGAGAACAAGGGAGGGAGGUAAAGGGAAGUGACUGAGAAAAGGGGGGAAGAAGCAAAGGAAUUGAAAGCGAGAAAGAAUUAAGGAAAGCGAUGGAAAACGAUGAGGAAGGAGGGAAAGAACCUUUAUUGAAAAAAACAUCGAAUUGAAUAUUUGAAUCUGUUAAGAAAAAUGAAGAUAGAAAAUGCACCUGUA